AUGCCAAAAGUAAAAAGUAAAAAAAUUGAAAAUGUUCCUAAGGAAAUUACUGACUAUCCUAAAACAGAUUCUAUAUUAUAUACAGAUGGAAAAAGGAGUUAUAAUUACAAAAUUAAGCAAGAAGGUUUAUAUCCUCAACCUCCAAUAUUGGAAUAUACCCAAGGAAAAAACAAAUAUAAAAUUCCAAAUGGAUAUUGUGUGGAAACUACUUGGGGUCGUGGGGAAAAAAAGAAAACUGUAAAGUGCUUUAUUAAUUAUGUAGAAGGAAAGCCACUUUUUAAAAUUAUGUAUGGUAUAAAUUUCUCAGAAGAAGUCCAAUCAAAUAUAUCUUCAACAACAGCAGCAAAUGCAGUUCUGAAGAAACUUUUUCCCUUAAAUGAAAAAUCAUUAAUUUCUGGAGUACAUCUUUUUGGCAUUCAUCUAAUAACAUUAAAGCAAGCUAGAGAAAACAUAAGAAGUACAAAGGAAAAUAAUAUUCAAUUAAUAUCACUUGAACAUUGUAGUAAAUCAACAUUAAAUAAAAGGCAGCAUAAAUUUGGAAAUCAAUUGAAACAACAUGUUCAAGUUGAAGGAUCCAAAAUCUAUGGUAAAGAUCAAGUUGUUCUUAAGCAAAUUUCUUAUAGCAUUAGAGAUAUGGAUUUCCAAAUUGAUUAUGAGGAAAAAAACGAUAUAAAAGAAAAAAAGCUUAUUUCAGCAGUACAAGCUAUUGAUUUAAAUUAUAUUCCUCGUGAAGGUUAUCGAGCAUUAGCUGCAGUAGAAUCUAAUUUACAACGUGAAUGGGCCAUCUCUAAACAAAGACUUAAAUUAACAACAGAAAUGAAUCAGAAAAUACCAAUUACUCUUAUCAAUCUUCCAUUGGAUUUUGAUGAAAAUUCAAACUCUGAAAUAAUUCAAAAUAUCAAAAAAGGUGGAACUCGGAGCGUUAAAGACAUUUUAAAGUAUAUUGUACCCACCCUUAUUUCUAAUGAAAUAUUGGAUAUUAAUAAUCCAAUUAUCCACUUAAGAGUUUCUGGCGAUGGCCGGAAUGUAGGCAGAAAAAUUAAGCAUGUAAUGGUAACCAUAGCAAUUUUGAAUGACAUACAAAAUAUCCAUAAACCUGAACACCACUAUACAACCAUUCUCUUUUCAGGUGUGGAGAAAUAUGAGGUUUUAGAAAUUAUGAUGGCAUCUUUUAUUAAAGAACUAGAUGAAAUAAAAAAAAAUGGGCUAAUGAUUGGCGAAAUUAUAUGGAAUUUUGUACUUUAUUUCAGUUCUGACUGGAAAUUUUUAUCCAUAUGUUUAGGAUUCAAUUCAGCAAAUUCAAAAUUUUUUUGCCCAUGGUGCCAAGUAUCAAAAUAUGACCAAGGUAAUGAUUGGAAAAUAAGUAAGAAAAUGGAAAACAUUCAUGAAUAUCCAGGUCAUAAUAGGAAGCCACUUUUUAAUAUGAUUCCACUGGAUAAUUGGGUACCAGAUGAACUUCAUAUUUUGCUUCGUAUUUGGGAUCGUCUCUAG
Rhizophagus irregularis DAOM 181602=DAOM 197198 is the source of this 1491-nucleotide messenger RNA. Lineage: Eukaryota; Fungi; Glomeromycota; Glomeromycetes; Glomerales; Glomeraceae. The record is from RefSeq and is a predicted model, not a curated record.